Messenger RNA from Caenorhabditis bovis, 678 nucleotides. The record is from the annotation of a GenBank genome assembly. Lineage: Eukaryota; Metazoa; Nematoda; Chromadorea; Rhabditida; Rhabditidae.
AUGGAUCUCAAGACCGCAUUAAUGACUCGCAGCGACUGGAUUAAAGCAAACUGUGCUGAAUGGAGCUCUCCUCAAACGGAAACUACGCAACCCAAGGAGUCGAACCACGGAAAUAAUGGAACUCUGGUUGAUUCUGAAGAAAUGAGCAAUGAGGAGUAUUUGAAGAAGUGCAAUAUGCCAAUUUUCGCGAUUCACCCCAAAACGAUUAUUCAAACUGAUGAUGAUAUCAUCGCCCUGAAAGGGAACUUAUUAGAUAGUGUCAAACCCAGAGGAAUGUUCCUCCUUCUCGCGCGUCGUACCCUCGAGGAGCUGAUGAAGAACGUUGUGCUGAACGGGAAGACAAAAGAGGAAUAUAUCAGCGAGAUUAAGCAAAAGAUGCAUUUUUGUCAAAAGUUUGUCAGCUAUCAGAAGGAGCCCACAGACGAAAGUCGAACCAAAUAUUGUGAUUUCUGCUAUUGUCUUGUCAAGAAGCAGUGCUUCCGAAUCGGAAUGGAGCCGCCAUCCGCGAAUUCGUUUGGACCAUGGUCGACUCAUGAUCUCCACAUUCGAAUUGAUGGCACUUCUCUCACAAUGUGUCCACUUCUUCGCUGCCAAGUUUGCGCGGUGUGCAAGGCAACUGGACGCUCGGCACAUACUCGGGACCACUGCCCAGUUGUCGGACCGUCAAAAACGAAUUAG